Messenger RNA from Sarcophilus harrisii (Tasmanian devil), 2063 nucleotides. It is a transcript of the gene CLDN11, whose product is annotated as claudin 11. The transcript has 3 exons. The record is from RefSeq and is a predicted model, not a curated record. Gene Ontology annotation, cellular component: bicellular tight junction; plasma membrane. The coding region runs from base 322 to 945 and encodes 207 amino acids. Gene Ontology annotation, molecular function: structural molecule activity. Gene Ontology annotation, biological process: cell adhesion; bicellular tight junction assembly. NCBI's taxonomy places the organism in Eukaryota, Metazoa, Chordata, Mammalia, Dasyuromorphia, Dasyuridae.
CGGGGGCGCGCUCCUCAGCCUGUCCGUCCUGGGUAUCAGAAAGGCUGGCCCGGCUCAGAGCUGCUCGGCCCCGUGCCUCUGCCCCGUGGGUCCGUUGCCACCACUGCCCCUCUCGCUCCCUGUUCCUCCCCUGGCCGGGCCAGCCAUACCUCUCUGAGUCCCGAAGUCAGCCCUCCGGGUGUCCCUGGGAAGAAACACCAGGGAGCACAGAAGGCAGCCCCGCCGUCCGCGCCGUCGGGGCCGGGCACAGCAGCCGAGCCCCCGGGGACAGCCGGCUUGCUUGAGGGCUGAAGAGGGCGGGGGGGUCGGGGGGUCGCGGCCAUGGUUGCCACUUGCCUUCAACUGGUUGGAUUUGUGACAAGCUUCGUGGGCUGGAUCGGCAUCUUGGUCACCACGUCCACCAAUGACUGGGUAGUGACCUGCGGCUACACCAUCACCACCUGCCGGAAGAUGGACGAGCUGGGCUCCAAGGGGCUCUGGGCAGACUGUGUCAUGGCUACGGGGCUGUACCACUGCAAGCCGCUCGUGGACAUCCUCAUCCUGCCAGGUUAUGUUCAGGCAUGCCGAGCCCUCAUGAUUGCUUCAUCAGUCCUGGGACUACCCGCCAUCUUCCUGCUAUUGACUGUCCUGCCCUGCAUCCGGAUGGGUCAUGAACCAGGAGCUGCCAAGUACCGGCGCUCUCAGCUGGCUGGAAUCAUGGUGAUUCUGUUAGCUCUGUGUGCCUUGGUGGCCACCAUCUGGUUCCCUGUGUGUGCCCACCGAGAGACCAUGAUCGUGAGCUUUGGCUACUCCCUCUACACGGGCUGGAUCGGAGCCACCCUCUGCCUCUUUGGUGGCUGCGUCAUCAUGUGCUGCUCAGGAGACGCUCAGUCCUUUGGCGAGAACCGCUUCUACUACUCUUCAGGCUCCAGCUCCCCCACUCACGCCAAGAGUGCCCACGUAUAAGGGAGCAACUGGACUUCCCCAGGCCGUCCACUGAGGUGCGCCAGCAGCUGAUGGACCUACGUGCUUAGGGUUUGCUUGUGACAGUGGGUUGUGUAAGAACUCCCCUGCCAAGCUCUGACGCCGAAGGUCUAGAAAAGCCUCCCGCCCAAUGUUCUGUAGCCUGAAUUGCCCACCUGCUGCCUUAAGAGAAAUCUCUCCCUCAGUUGUACCCCUACAUGUUGCUCAUGGUUCUGCCCAAUCCAAGCACUUCCAAAAAUUCAUAUUAAAGAGCCCUGGGCCACGCCUCUGUUUAUUUUUUAGUUUUUAUCUUUUUUGCUUCGGGUAUCUUAUUUCGCUUUUGUAGGUAUUUUUUUGGUUGGUUUUUUUUUUUUUUUUCCCCUUCUAUCUUAUCUAACAUUUCUGAGCAGGGAGGGGAAAAAAGACACUUUCAAGCUGUUUCAGAUGACAAUGGGAACCUCCUAGAGAUGCCUCCCCGGUCCAUUGCUCCCUUUAAGUUAUAAGGUCACAGAGUUAUAAGAGAAAGAGGGCAGAUAAGGUUGGGGAAGGGAGGGAGGAAAUAUUGGAACUUUCUGUCCCUGGGAAAGUUGAGUUUUUGUAACUUUAGAGUGCAGGGUGGAGUUAGGAGUGAUUUUUUUUUCCUUAAAAAUUUUUGGUUUUGGGUUUCACAUUUAUCUGUACAUAGCCUUUUAUUUUUCAUGGCUCCUUUUUGCAAUCAUGAUUUUCCUGAAAUUCUUGAUUCACCAAUAUGAAGGAAAUGAACAGAUUAGGCUUUAACCACAUAGUCAUUAACCAUGGCUACCUUGACAUGAUAUUCCAUAAAGCUGCUUCUGAUUUUUUUUUCCUUCUGGGUACAGAGUAGUUCUCAAACUCAUCAUUUCAUGUUUCCAUUUAACCAUUUAAAAACCACCACCACUUUUCCCCUUUCCCACCCUCAUGUCCAUUCUGACAACCAGCUUGACGUGGCAUUAUUGAACACGUGCUGUACUGGGGUGUCUAUAGGUCUCCUCCCAUGCUGGUGUGCCAGCUAGAGAGAGACAGACACCCAUCUCUCCAAGUACUGAUGCAUUUUGUAUCUUAAGUAAAGUACUGUAAAAAUAAAUAACAGACUGUCUGCAAAA